This is a messenger RNA of Priceomyces carsonii, 2205 nucleotides long. RefSeq names its product putative ATP-dependent RNA helicase (gene DBP7). Gene Ontology annotation, biological process: ribosome biogenesis. The coding region runs from base 1 to 2205 and encodes 734 amino acids. Gene Ontology annotation, molecular function: ATP binding; RNA helicase activity; nucleic acid binding. Gene Ontology annotation, cellular component: nucleus. NCBI's taxonomy places the organism in Eukaryota, Fungi, Ascomycota, Pichiomycetes, Serinales, Debaryomycetaceae. The record is from RefSeq and is a predicted model, not a curated record. The transcript has a single exon.
AUGGAUUCCGAUGAUGGUAUGCUCUUGAACUUUUCAGUUUCUGAUAAAAGUGUCAGUAAACCUUUAAGUAAUAAGAACGUAAAAGUUACGGGAGGUAGAUGGAAAGAUAGGAGAAAACUUCAGUUAUCUUUGCAGGGAAGAGGUAGGCAAAAGAAGAAAGAUAAAGAGGCGAGUGGUGUUAAUUCUAUACCAGUAAAGCCUUCCUUGACUGAACGUGUUCCAGGAAGCUCAAAUAAUUCUGAAUCAAAGCGCGGUUUUGAGGGGCCUGAUUCAAGCUCAAAGAGAAGGCAUAAAGAAGUCAGAGGGGAGUUUGGGGGAAAAAACAAUACGUAUGUUUCAUCUUUAUUCACAUCUAACGGGCCUAUUUCAAGCUUGUUACCCACUUCUCAGAAAGAGGGGGAUUCACUUGGCCCGUCUAAUGCACCUUUAAAAGAUUCUUCUUCAUUCCUUGGGUUGGGCUUAAAUGAGAAGCUAUCAAAUCACUUAAAGGAAGUUUUGAGGUUUACUACUCCUACAAAGAUUCAGAGCACAGUAAUUCCAAAGAUUCUUUCCGAUAAAUGUGAUCUUAUAUUGCAAGCACAGACUGGUUCUGGUAAAACUCUUUCCAUCGCCCUUCCAAUUAUACAUAGAUUAAUGCAGGUAGAAAAGCAUCCUAUAACACGUACCUCUGGAUUGUUGGCCAUCAUACUUACUCCUACAAGAGAAUUGGCUACCCAAAUCUAUGGAGUUUUAGAGUCUUUGACUAGAUGCUGUCAUCAAAUAGUUCCCGGUAUUGUUAUUGGUGGAGAAAAGAAAAAAUCUGAAAAGGCAAGAAUUAGAAAAGGUGUUAAUAUCUUAGUAGCCACACCAGGUCGGCUUGCUGAUCAUUUAGAGAAUACAAAGACAUUAGAUGUAAGCCAGUUGAGGUGGCUAGUUUUGGAUGAAGGUGACAGGUUGGUCGAAUUAGGCUUUGAAGAGACCAUUACCAAAAUUACCGAUAUAAUCACGGAAAAAUCACUUAUCAGAGAGACUCGUCACAGCUGGGAAAGUUUACCCAAUAAAAGGAUCAACAUUUUAUGUUCUGCAACCAUGCAGAAUGUAGAGAAGCUAGGCAACAUGGUUUUGAACGACCCAGAAGUGGUUAGUGCUGAAAAGAACGAUGGUUCUUCAAAUGGACUUGAUUUACAUCAAGCUCCAGAUCAGUUGAUUCAAAAUAUAGUUGUUGUUCCUCCAAAGUUGAGACUUGUUACUUUGGUGGCUGAGUUGAAGAUUCUAAGUUCGUCCUCUUUAGUGCGAAAACAGAAGUCAAUGAUAUUUUUUUCCUGUUCUGACUCUGUUGAUUUCCACUUCAGUGUUUUCACGAGAGGCGGAUCUACAUUGGGAAAGGAUUUUGGAAAGGAUGAAAAAGUUGGAAAAGAAAAUGCAAAAGAGCUGGUCACCAUGCGGACUGCUCCAGUCAUUGCCCAUAACGUUGCCUUUUAUAAACUUCAUGGCUCCUUGUCGCAAAAGGAGAGAAUAGACACUCUUCAAGGGUUCAUACAAAGUAGAUUUGAACAUUCCAUAUUAUUGUGCACAGAUGUUGCUUCGCGAGGAUUAGAUUUACCUCAUAUUUCAACAGUAAUUGAAUAUGAUGCACCUUUUGCAAUUGAAGAUCAUUUGCACAGAAUUGGUAGAUCUGCGAGAGCAGGAAAUGAAGGAUCAGCACUAUUGUUCUUGUUGCCUGGGCCAGAGGAGGAAUAUGUUGACAAGAAAGUCAAAAGCGUCCAUCCCCAUUCAGCAAACAUAAAUAUUAUAUCUUACUCUGAACUAUUGAAGAAUGGCUUUGGAUCGUUAGAAGUAACCAAAGAUGAUUCCAAAAAGAAUGCGCCAAGACGGCAUGAAGGUGAUUGGGACACACAUGCAACUACUUGGCACUUAGAUGUUGAAAGAUGGUUAUUAGAAGAUCAUGAAGCUCAUAGUCAAUCCGUGCAAGCAUUCACGUCACAUAUAAGGGCAUACGCAACUCACUUAUCAUCAGAAAGAGCCUUUUUUAAUGUCAAGAGGCUCCAUUUUGGGCACUUGGCCAAGAGCUUUGGUUUACGAGACACGCCAAAGGCAUUAGGAAAAUUUGUAACCAAGAAAGAUUCUGAUAAUACACAAGCAUUGAAGAAAGAGUCAGCUAAAAGUAAGAUGCUAAAAAUGGCUAAAUUGGCUCUCAAGUCAUCGAGCAAUGAAUUUAAUUACUAA